ACGCCGGUCCGGCAGGACGUACAGGGCUGGGAUGACGUAGCAGUGUUAUCGGAAGUUAGAGAGUUGCUGGUUGCUGCUGCUUGUUGUUUUCCACUGAACUCCAUUCAUCCUUCCAUCCGCCGCAGACUGAGGACACACACCGGAACAAAUGGCGAGCACCAUCAGCACCCAGCGGGGACAGGUGUACAUCGGGGAGCUGCCUCAGGACUUCCUGCGGAUCACUCCCACCCAGCAGCAGCAGCAGGUGCACCUGGACGCCCAGGCGGCCCGCCAGCUGCAGUACGGCGGCUCCAUCGGCACCGUGGGCCGCCUCAGCAUCACUGUGGUUCAGGCGAAGCUGGCUAAGAACUACGGCAUGACGCGGAUGGAUCCGUACUGCCGGAUCCGGCUGGGCUACGCCGUCUACGAGACGCCCACCGCGCACAACGGAGCCAAGAACCCGCGCUGGAACAAAGUGAUCCAGUGCACCGUCCCGCCGGGAGUCGACUCCUUCUACCUGGAGAUCUUCGACGAGAGGGCGUUCUCCAUGGACGACAGGAUAGCCUGGACUCACGUCACGAUCCCGGAGAGCCUGCGGGACGGCAGCGUGGUGGACGAGUGGUUCAGCCUGAGCGGCCGGCAGGGAGACGACAAGGAGGGGAUGAUCAACCUGGUCAUGUCCUUCGCUUCGAUGCCAGCAGGGUUGAUGACUCAGCCGGUCGUCCUCAUGCCGUCUGUGUACCAACAGGGUGUCGGAUACGUUCCCAUCGCAGGUGUGCCGGCGGUGUACAACCAGGGCAUGGUGCCCGUGGGGAUGCCGGCGGCGGUGCCGGCGGUGGGCGGCGGCGGCGGCGGCGGCCCGCUGUGCAGCGAGGAGGACCUGAAGGCGCUGCAGGACAUGUUCCCCAACCUGGACCGGGAGGUGGUGCGCACGGUGCUCGAGGCCCAGCAGGGCAACAAGGACGCUGCCAUCAACUCCCUGCUGCAGAUGGCCGAGGAGCUCUAACCACACACACACACACACACACACACACACACACACACACACACACACUCUCUCUCACACACACACACUCACACACAGGCUCAUACCUACACAAACACACAUGGAAGCAUUAUGUACUGUCACAAACACACACACAGACACACACACACAUGCACUUGCCCCGCCCUCCUGCACUUUGUCAGUAAGUCACUGCAGCCAUAUCUGAGCUGAACACUGAACGCAGCCGCUUCGGCCCCGCCGCCACCGCCGCCACGCCUCGCCAUGGAACACAGACUGACGCCGCCGCCGCCGUGACCAAGUCUGACAUCAUGUGACAUCACUCCGACAUCAUGUGACAUCACUCCGACAUCAGCCUCCGCCCCCCUCCAGCUCGUCAUGCCGGCCAGCAGGGGCCCGUCUCUGUGCUGAAAUGCAUUCUGGGAAACGGUUUGGAGCCGGCCUCAGUUUGUAGAGCUUUGAUGUUCCCUUUCAGCGUCACGAUCUUUAUAAAGGGACACUUCACCCAUGAUGCUCUCUGUUUUUGUAUCCAGUCGUCACCGUGCGCCGCCUCCAGUCCCCCCAUGAAGAAACUUUUACCCACAAUUCCUCAUGGUAAACUGAUGUUCCAGAAACGCUGAGUCAUCUCUGAUCCAGAGCUCAAACAGGCUCCAUGCUUUCACAGCCGAGCAGCUGAUUGAUCCUCUGGAGGCGACGGCUGAUAUUUGGGGGUUUUCUGGUGAAGACAGAAACAAGCCAGAUGUGUGUGUGAGUGUGUGUAUGUGUGUGUGUGUGUGUGUGUGUAUGUAGAGUUAGAGAGUAAUUAACAACAGCAACACUUUAUCAAAAGUUCACGCUUGUCAUGUUUUUGGAAGUUUACCAUGAAGGCUUGGGAGUAAAACCUUCUGGAUACAAAUAUCACACAUUAUGGGUGAAGUGUCCCUUUAAAGACGUCGCAGUCUCCGUUCCUAACGUCAGAUUGUGCGGGCGGAGAAGCCGGCGCGGCGCGGUGCCGACUUGCUUCAGGUCCUCAGCUGAGCCCUGACAGCCUGCGUGGAGCUGCUUCUGUUUUCAUACGUCGCUAAAUGUGUAAAUGUAAUCGUAACUUGUAACAUGCAGAAGUCGCUAAAUUAUUCUGAGAGGUCUUAAGAUGUAGAUUUCUAGACAUUUCUUUCUUCGCGAGAAGAGAAACAGACCGGAAUGAACAGCUGAUUUGUGGAGAUUUGUGUGUAAAUAAGACGCAGCCAAAAGAGGCUCAGCAGCAACAGCCUCCGUUUUAUUUUCUUGUGAUUUGCCCUCCAGUGCAGCUUCAGCGGGGAAACUCCAAGACGUCUCUUUUUGCAUGAUUCCAGCAAAAAACGCCCGUGUAAAGUUUUGAUAUCGCUCGUUUUCAAACUGUGGAGUGAGGACGUAAAAACGUGGGAGUUAUGACGUGUUAUCAUUUAAAUCUCAAAGCUGUGGCAGCAUCUUAUUUUCAAAGUAAAAGCCUGCGUCCGAGCUGUCUUUACGUUGAACGCAGCAGCAUGCCGAGCAGCUCUCUGGUUUCUGUCAGCUAAACACAAACAGCUUAACCGUGUCGCACAAACUCUUUUUUUUUUUUUUUUCCUUCCCAGCCGGAGGUCGUAUCCGUCUCUCUCAGACCUGGUGCACUUUUCACAAAACAGGAUUAGUAAGUUUGCCAGAUAACUCACAAAUAGAUCUUUAUCCUACAACGGCGUAUUAGGGCCAUUGUAGGGAAGAAAAAAUUACAGGGGAAAAAAAGUCUGGGAGUCAUGAAUGCUGAUUGGCUGUAAGAAAUCAAAUUGAUGUAAAUUAGAGGAACUUGCCGAACAUGUUGAGGUUUGCUGGCCGCCUUGCUGAGCCUGCUGUGUGAGCCCCGCUGCAGUAAAACAAGCUGUUGAAUGUUGCUGCCUGCCAAAGGUUUGACUUUAACCUGGUUAUUGUCUUUGAUAUAUUGUAUCUGCUUAAAUCUGAAAGAUGUUGCUAUAUCUAUAUUUUUUCCAUGAAGAUCCUGUGCUCUGUAUGGUGUGACUCUAUACUGUAGCUGUUGAGAUUCUUGUUAUAUUACAGUCUUAUUAUUCCUGUGUCACGAGACUCUGGUCUAUUUCAGAUUCUUAAAUUGUUGUACAGCA
This is a messenger RNA of Myripristis murdjan (pinecone soldierfish), 3093 nucleotides long. RefSeq names its product toll interacting protein (gene tollip). Bases 149 to 985 code for a protein of 278 amino acids. Lineage: Eukaryota; Metazoa; Chordata; Actinopteri; Holocentriformes; Holocentridae. The transcript has 6 exons. The record is from RefSeq and is a predicted model, not a curated record. Gene Ontology annotation, cellular component: cytoplasm. Gene Ontology annotation, molecular function: ubiquitin conjugating enzyme binding; ubiquitin binding. Gene Ontology annotation, biological process: ubiquitin-dependent protein catabolic process.